UGUGCUAUCAGGUACCCCGCGGAAGUUGGUCGCUGUAUUGACCUGGGUGAUGAUAAUAUGUGAGCUCAAUUUGCAUAACAUUGUGUGAGGCGUUAAUACUUUUUUAUUGUUGCAGUCUGACAGUCUGACAUUUUUUUCCGUAGACUCGGGAACGGUACAGAAUAUUGCAGGGAAAUGUUGGAGUGCGGCAUGCUUGAACGGGAUAAAAAGGCUCUUCGGAAAAACUCUGUUGCUCUGUGCAAAGAACUGGUUGUAGAUGAGCUGUUCAUCCAGUUACUGCAAGCUGAUGGCAUCCUUACAGAGAACAUGGCAGAAAACAUCCUGGCAGGGGAUACAUCUCAGAAACGCAGCUGGCGUUUGUUACUCCUCCUACCAAAACGAGGACCCAAAGCCUUCCAGAGCUUCUGCUCGGCUCUCCAGGGCUCAGAGCAGCAGCAUCUCUGUAACUUACUAUUACAAUCACAGGAGACGGAAGCCAAGGAGACACAAGUAGAUUGUUUUCAGCCUGAGAGAGCGCCUGAAGAAAACUCAGAACGACUUGCGCAAAAUAGCAGAAAGAGAACUCCGAGGUCUUCUUUACCUUUUCCAAUUCAGGAGGAAUAUGCUGCGAAGAGAGCAAGGACACAUGCAGAGUCCAUGGAGUUCAGUCUCGAUGCUGACAGUCCCAUCAACACUCCUGUUCUUCCAUGUUCUCCUGACUUCUAUCUGUCUCACUGCCAGCAGUCUUACAGAAUGAAGUCCUCGCCCCGAGGCUAUGCCUUGGUCAUCAGUAAUGUGAGCUUUGACUCCUGCUCUGCUCCAGACCUUGACCCAAGGAAAGGAGGUGAAGUGGAUGAUGAGGUUCUCAGGAAGGUUUUCACAGAGCUGGACUACCAUGUCAGUGUCCACAGAGACCUUACUGCUCAGGACAUGAGGACAUGCAUUGAGACCUUUUGCAGGCGGCCUGAACACCGGACAGUGGACAGCUGUGUUGUGUGUCUGCUCUCCCACGGAGUGGAGGGAGCAAUUUACGGCACAGAUGGACAACUUAUUCAGCUGGACUGGGUGUUUGAGGCCUUUGACAACGCACAUUGUCCACUGCUUCAAAACAAGCCAAAGAUGUUCUUCAUUCAAGCCUGCAGAGGAGAUGAGAUGGACUGUGGAGUUGAGCAGUUGGAUGGGCCAGUGAGGACCUCUUCACCGAGCUGUGAGCAGCACGAUGCUGGGAGGGAAGGAGAACGGGAUGCUGACAUGGCAAGACGGAACAUGGGGAGGCCCAGGAUUAAACUGCCUCAGCGAUCAGAUAUGAUCUGUGGCUUCGCUUCUCUCAAAGGUCAGAGAAUUUGCACAGCAGCAAUGCGAAACACCAAACGAGGGUCCUGGUUUAUCCAGGAACUUAACGCAGCACUCCGGCUGCACGCCAAAGACACACAUCUCUCAGACAUACUGGUGCAGGUUAAUGCACGCAUCAAGGAGAGGGAAGGGUAUGCCCCAGGCACCGCCCACCAUCGCUGCAAAGAGAUGUCCGAGUUCACCAGCUCACUCUGCAAAGACCUCUACCUUUUCCCCAAGUACCAGCCCCAGUAUUGAUAUUCAGAAGCGCACUUUAAGUGAACAAAAACACAAUUCAGUGUUUAUAUGAAGCCUCUCUGUAAAAACUAAAAGAACUGCCUGUUAUUGCCUCACACUCUCACAUUCCCUUUUGUUACAACCUAACAUUUGUUUCCGUUUACACCACACACACAUGUGCAAAGGCACACGUUUU
Molecule: messenger RNA, 1744 nt
Organism: Cyprinodon tularosa
Lineage: Eukaryota; Metazoa; Chordata; Actinopteri; Cyprinodontiformes; Cyprinodontidae
Gene: casp2
Product: caspase 2, apoptosis-related cysteine peptidase
Exons: 12
Coding region: 175-1569 (464 amino acids)
Biological process (GO): regulation of apoptotic process; proteolysis
Molecular function (GO): cysteine-type endopeptidase activity
Source: RefSeq, a predicted model, not a curated record